Symbiodinium natans is the source of this 303-nucleotide messenger RNA. The record is from the annotation of a GenBank genome assembly. NCBI's taxonomy places the organism in Eukaryota, Dinophyceae, Suessiales, Symbiodiniaceae.
AUGCUCCUCUUCACUGCGGCGAUGCGGGCUGCGCAGUUUGGGGGCAAAUGGCAGCUGGCAGUCGCCCUCCUAGAGGAGAUGCGCGCCACCUCACAGUGGCCGGACACCGCCGCUUUCAACCCCUCUCUUGGCGCCUGCGUGGCGGCAGGACAGUGGUCCCGGGCAGUGGAGUUGGCUGCGCAGAUGCCUGCAUUCUCGCUGCAGCCGGACAGUGUGACCAAGAGGUUGCUGCUGCGGGCGUGGAUGAACAUGCACGGCUGGCAAGAGAGCCUGCAGCUCAUGUCGACGUUUGGCCAGUCGUGA